This is a messenger RNA of Gavialis gangeticus (Gharial), 3156 nucleotides long. RefSeq lists its product as uncharacterized. Bases 773 to 2035 code for a protein of 420 amino acids. The transcript is spliced from 18 exons. Lineage: Eukaryota; Metazoa; Chordata; Crocodylia; Gavialidae. The record is from RefSeq and is a predicted model, not a curated record.
AUAGCACCAGCUUGCCUGCUUUGGUGAAACAGUCUGAAGCAAUGACUAGCAGAUCAGGAACUCUGCGCUGCUACAGAAUGCCCGAAGACAGAUUGAGAACUCACAGGAGAGGAAAGAUUUUACAAUAAGGCUAUUUGACGCUGUCCAGCAGCAGAUGACAGAGAGCCACGUCAAUGUCUUCACAGACCUCUUGGAGGCAGAGAAGGCUUUUGUCCUGCAGAGAGCUGCCAGGGCCAUUCAAAGAGGAGACUUGUAUAAAGCCAUGAUGUCUCAAAUUAGCGCUUCCUUAGAGGAGCAGCUGUACAGCCAAGUAGCUCAUGAGAUGAGAGAUGGUGAUCAUCUGAGAAGCAAGUUGUCCCUGGUCUUGAGUCACAUCAGGAAUGGAGUGAUUAAUUUGAUGGAAGAAAGGCCAGAGCUGAAAGGGAAAAUGCAUGCUUUUCUCAACCAGCCUCUCCCUGCAGACUUCAGAAGGGUCACCUGGAGGCUCUACCUGUCUAAUCCAAGAGUUGCAGCAAGGUGUUUGAGGAAUGUCCUCUCCUAUUACCAUAAGCUUCAGGGCGCAGCCACACAUCUGCCUGAUAUGGAAUACUUUCUACUGGUGCCUCUGUUGCAAGUCGUCCUAGACACUGCUCCUCCCAACCUAUCCAUGGACUCCAUUUCUGCCCUGCUGGUGGAAGAGUUUAUCACGUUCAUGAACCUUUGACCUCGGUUCGUGAGACUCUCUUUCACCCAGGAUGCUGCUGGUACCGAUGUAUUGGGGGAAGUAAGCUCAAUGUUACAGGAACAGGACAGGGACCUGACCAAAGUUAUUCAGGGCAUUUACAGUCAGUCAGAGGAAACUCAAGAAUCCCUGUUGAGGGCCAUGAAGCACAUGCUCCAACCAGCCAUGAGUACUCUCUUUGUGGGCUACUUGAGCAUGGAUACAUUACUGUAUGUCUGGGACCAGCUAAUAAUCGGACUUGACCAGCCAUCAUACAACUGCUUCCCUGAAUUCAGCGCAGUCUUCAUCCUGCUCCUUCGGGACUAUCUGAAAACAUGUCAGUCACCAGGCCAGGUGGAAGCAGCUCUAAAGACUCAAGGGCCAACUCUGUCUGUGCAAGAAUUCCAAGACAUGAUCAGAAGACACUACUUCAAGGAACUCUACAGACAGCUGCACAAGGAUGACAACGAGCCCUUCCCAACCCAUGACCCCACCCAAGCUUUGCCUCCUUGGAGCUACUUGUCCAGAGUAACAGUACCUCCAAGAACAAGACCUGAGGACAGGAGACAGGCAAGGGAAGAGCAUGAGAUGCUCCAAAAGCAGCACAAGGAGAGACUGAAACAUGAAGAAAGACUGCAGAAGUUGAAAGAGGGGGAAGAAAGGAGGCAACAGGAGAGCAGACUGCUACAGCUGUUGGAAGAAACUAAAGGAACCUUUGAGGCCCAACAGGUCUACCUGGAAGAACAACUAACACAGGAGAAACAGCUGCGCUAUGAAAUGCAGAAGGCGGCAGAGGCCCAGAUAAGUGGGCUGGAAGAUGUAAUCAAAAAGCUCCAGAAGCAGCAAAGGCCUUCCAUGGAUGAUGCAUGCUCUGUGGGAAGCCUCAUAGCACCCGCGCCUUCACGGCAGUCACUGACCCCGUUACAUCCUGCACCUUCGCCACUACAACUAGCACCUCUUAAAGUUACAAGUGGGAUGUCCAGAAACAUAGAAAUUUGUGGGAAAACAGCAAAAACGGUGACGUUGGAUCUGCUUGAACAGAUAAUGCAGGCUGCAAAUGCAAUUGUUAAUGGACAUAAUGCAGCCGAGCAAGGCUCUCUGAAUGCAGCUACCAGAGAACACCUUUGGAACUACAGCCAGGAUUGCAAGAAUGCAGAGAUUGAAGUAUUUGGUCCCCAGAUAAGCAGAGAAGAUAUAGAAAAGAUUCCAGACCCCAGAAGGAAGGAACUGAAGAAGAAGUUAACUGGAGCUAUCAGAAGAAAUGCAGAGGCCCGUCACAAAGCCCAGCUUGCAGUAGGAAAAGGGAUGUUACCAGACUCCGUUACCUAUACAUGACACAAGUACUUGAAAUUUAAGGGUUACAACAAAUCCCAGAACAUUCAUAGUUGCAUUUCAGUCUGCUAAUUCAUUGUACCAUACUGGUGGGCUCUAAAGAUAAUUAAUCAUUUAUUUAGGGGGUGGGUUGGUGGCUCUGGUCAUCUGGUGCCUGCUAUUGUAAAACCAUUUUCAGUUCCUUGUAACUUUGUGUAUGUAAUUUUCAAGACCUAACAGAAGCUGCAGACAUAGGCUUUUUGACAGGAAUCUCCUACCAAUGUAGCCAUUUUAGCUAAUACUGUUAUGAACAUAGUAAAACAGUUGCAUCAUAAUGCUUAGCUGUUGCAUAGUAUUUUUCACCAAUAGGUUAUCAAAAAGCUUUAACAAGGAAAUACAUCAUUCCCGUUCUACUUACAGGGCCGAGAUGGUAAAGAGGUCAGACCAGGUCCACACAGUAAAUCAGGUACAAGAGCAGGGAAUAUUAAUUCAGGUUUUAUUAAAUACUAUAAAUGCAAAAGAUUGUGUGUGUGUGGCUCUGGUGGUGUAUUAUACUAUUCCUGUAACAAGUAAACCUUCCUACCAGACACAGCAAGUAAUUAGAACUGCUGGUUCCAAUAAGGAAACUGACAUUUUAGAAGACAGUGUACUCAGGCUGCCUGCACUCUAGGGUUAUGCAGCUGCUUUAAGAAUGGCAGCAAUAUGACAACUAGGCCUCUAGCAUAGAUGCAAGCACUGCCAGUAGUUUUUCUGAUACCCAAGCUAUAUUUGUUAUAAGCUGAUUUUUUCCACAUCCCUCACAAGCCUAAGGGCUGAUCUUGGAAUACUCCAUUUAAAUCUAUAGAAUAAUGUUCAAGGCAUGUUAUCUUCAAGCAAGCCACUCAUGAAAUAUGAUAAAAUCUAACAUGUGAAAGCUUCAUUUCAACUAAUCCUUCAGCCUCACCCAGGCUUUGACUAAUGGCCAGAAUUUGAAAUAUUAUGCGUAACAGGUGAUAACCCACUGGCCCAACCUAACCUGCAGCUCUCCUGUAAUUAUAUGAGAGAGUUUUUAUGGGAAGGACUUUAAGUAACUCAAAGUACUAUGAAUCUUUGAUAUAGAACCCAGGUACAAGGUUAGAGUGAGGUCAAAUUCUUUUGCAUACUUA